CUUUUUUUUUAGGGGGGUUAUUUUGAAUCUAUUUACUCACUUGGGCUCAAGGUCUCUUUCAAGUCAACUACAAUUUCCAAACAGGUUUUACGAGGUCGUUUUCUGCGUGGCCAAAGCCUGCACAUAUUUCACAUCCACUCUCCUUGUCACGCCCACACCUGCGUGAGCACGAACCCACGCUUUCAGACAUUUUUUUCUUUCUUACUUCCCUAAAUUGAAUUGUGCCUGUCACUUGAUUUUGAGGGAAGAAAGCAUCAUGACUCGUCAGAGAGAGGCGAGGCUGUGACUCACGCGCGCAAAGAGACCAAUAAACGGCGGAGCCGCAGAUAUAUAAAUAACGAAUACAAUGUUUUUCUUGAAGGUGGAGGGAGAGUAAGACUCACUUGCGCGCUGUGUCGGAUGGAAUUUUAGGAGUUUUCCCGCGCGCUCUGUUGAUAUUUCAACCACCGGGACUGGACUGUUUCUUGACGUGCCUUUGGGUGGUAACAGUGACUUUGACACAGUUUCUGUGGAGCAGACAACCUGUGCGCCGGUGAACCGCUGAAUUAUUUCCCGUUCGGGCAUCAGAUAACGCAGGAGUGAUGGCCACGUCUGAACCGAGAGCCACCGACGGAGAGCAGGACCCUAAUUCAGCCAAUUUAAGACCUCCAUCAGCAACCAACGAAUAUGCGUGGAUGCACGGAUGCACACGGAAACUGGGGAUGAAGAUUUGCGGGUUCCUGCAGAAGAACAACAGUCUGGAGGAGAAAGGCAGGCUGGCGGGCCAGAAGAACCUGCUCUCCUGCGACAAUAGCGACAGGGACUCCCGGUUCCGCCGAACUGAGACCGACUUCUCCAAUCUUUACGCCAGAGAUCUUUUGCCAGCCAAAAAUGGCGAAGAGCCCACCAUGCAGUUCCUGCUGGAGGUGGUUGACAUCCUCACCAACUAUGUGAAGAAAACCUUCGACCGCUCCACCAAGGUGCUGGACUUCCACCACCCUCACCAGCUCCUGGAGGGCAUGGAGGGCUUCAACCUGGAGCUGUCCGACCAGCCAGAAUCCCUGGAGCAGAUCCUGGUGGACUGCAGGGACACGCUCAAAUAUGGAGUCCGGACAGGUCACCCACGCUUCUUCAACCAGCUAUCCUCUGGUUUGGACAUCAUCGGUCUGGCUGGAGAGUGGCUCACCUCCACUGCCAACACCAACAUGUUCACCUACGAGAUCGCUCCGGUGUUUGUGCUGAUGGAGCAGCUGACUCUGAAGAAGAUGAGGGAGAUGAUUGGCUGGCCAGGAGGAGAGGGAGAUGGCCUCUUUUCACCAGGUGGCGCUAUCUCCAACAUGUACAGCGUGAUGAUCGCUCGCUACAAGUAUUUCCCCGAAGUGAAGACCAAGGGCAUGUCUGCUGCUCCCCGCCUUGUCCUUUUCACCUCUGAACAUAGCCACUAUUCCAUAAAGAAGGCUGGAGCUGCUCUGGGCUUUGGGACAGAUAACGUAAUCCUGCUGAGCACAGAUGAAAGAGGAAGAGUGAUACCUGCAGAUCUUGAAGCCAAAAUCCUUGAUGUGAAGCAGAAGGGUUAUGUGCCGCUCUUUGUGAACGCCACCGCCGGAUCCACGGUGUACGGCGCGUUUGAUCCCAUCAAUGAGAUCGCUGACAUUUGUGAGAAGUAUAACUUGUGGCUUCAUGUUGAUGGCGCGUGGGGAGGUGGACUGCUGAUGUCCAGGAAGCAUCGCCAUAAACUCAAUGGAGUUGAGAGAGCAAACUCCGUCACAUGGAAUCCACAUAAGAUGAUGGGCGUCCCCCUGCAGUGUUCAGCAAUCCUGGUCAGAGAGAAGGGAAUCCUUGCAGGCUGUAACUCCAUGUGCGCGGGUUACCUGUUCCAACCCGACAAACAGUACGACGUCACCUAUGACACGGGGGACAAGGCCAUCCAGUGUGGCCGACAUGUGGACAUCUUUAAGUUCUGGCUCAUGUGGAAAGCUAAGGGCACCAUCGGGUUUGAGCAGCACAUCGACAAGUGUUUGGACCUUUCUCAGUACUUGUACAACAAGAUCAAUAACAGGGAGGGAUUUCAGAUGGUGUUUGAUGGAGUGCCUCAGCACACCAACGUUUGCUUCUGGUACAUUCCGCCCAGCCUGAGAGGAAUGAGCGACAGUGAGGAGAGGCGGGAAAAACUCCACAGGGUGGCACCAAAGAUCAAGGCCAUGAUGAUGGAGUCAGGGACCACCAUGGUGGGCUACCAGCCUCAAGGAAAUAAAGUCAACUUCUUCAGGAUGGUGGUGUCCAACCUCGCGGCCACGCAGUCCGACAUCGACUUCCUCAUCGAUGAGAUUGAAAGGCUGGGCCAAGAUCUGUAGACCUCCAAGAGCCGUCACCCCUUCUAGAGUCUAAACAGUCUUUUACGUCAAAAAGAAAACCUGGCGAGGAGGAACGUUCGCAGCACUCCAGGUGAAAAUGUCCCUUCGCCUGUAGCGUUUCGACCGUUCCUCCAGCCACAAAUAAAAUCUAACACUCCACAUAGUUCCUUCAGCUAUAAAGUACACAACUGAAUACUUCAGGUACUUAUUACGAUAUAUUAAACUGCUGUCUUUUGAUGUGUGUGUGUAAAUAGGAUCCAGUUCCAGGUCUGUCUUUUAAAGGUUUAUGUGUGCUUGGGUGUGCGUGAGUGAAGAUUUUAAAGAGGAAAAAAAAAUGCACAGAUUAUUUAAAGUUUUAUCAAAUCGUUUUAUUUUCUCGCUUCUCACAGCUUGAUCCCUGGUGCUUUCAUAAGGUGUUUGUCCUGAAAGUGUAACACAAUUUAUGUAAGAAUAUAAGGCGUAGAGAACAAGUGUGGCAGGAAGUCUACAACUUAACAUAGCUUUCCCUAUAGAAGAUUGAUUAUAAUAUUUAGAUUAUUGAUUGAUUUGUUCUGUAAACAAUGCAAUACCUAUAGAGAUUAUAAGAGUAUCAAAGUUUAGCCCUUUAACACCAGAGCUCCAGUGUUUAUGUUCUUUGAUUUGCUGUAACUUUUCAUCCGUUAACAUGAUCAAUGAAAAUCUACUAGAAUGACGAUGAUUGUGUUAACGGUUGAAAAGCUACGAAAGAUUUUGUGUUUAAGCGUCACCGGCGACGCCUCAAGUGUUAAAGGGUUAAUUAUAUACAAAUGACUAUUUCUAGUACUAAUGACUAUUGCACUUACAUUAAAGGAGUUGUUCGCCAAAGAAAGAAGGAACGACAGAAAAAAACAUCGUCUUUUAUGCUAUACUCUCCACAAGCUAUGUUCAAUUCUGCCUGUUUAUCUUCAAAUAUGAUGCAAUUUCUAGAGUUUAUUUUUUUGUGGAUUGUGACUUGUUUUCGACUGAAUGUUUGGAAAUGACUGACGUAGAAUGACCUUCUGCUGUUUGUAUUUCUCAUUUUUUAGCAGGAAUCACAAGGAUGUGAGAAUGUAUGCUCGUCUGAGCUGGGAAGAAAGAAAUGUCUAAAUCCUUCUGCUUUUAUUGUACUAUAAUAUAUUCAUUGUAAAACAUAUUACUUGUGCUGUUAAUGUUACAGGGGCCCUGUGAAAUACCUUGUAUAGAGGUUUGAGUCUUUGCACAAUGUUCGUCUGUCUUUCUGCCAUUGUAAAUGGAUGUGUAUUAAGAGAUAUUAUAAGUGAAUAUUUAUCCUUCUUAGGGACCAUAUGUGAACGGCACUACGUCAUAUUUAAGGUCAUCCGUACUGUUUGUUGCCAAUGACUCUCCGGAGUGACCGCCUUGGGUUUGAUGAAGCCGGCUGUGAGGGAAUCAUUUCCCCAGGACGUUUUCAGUAGGCACUUUAACCGAAUUAGACCAUCAUGGAAAAAAAAUAAAAUGAUAAUAAAUACGUUUAAAUAAA
Molecule: messenger RNA, 3828 nt
Organism: Oryzias melastigma (Indian medaka)
Lineage: Eukaryota; Metazoa; Chordata; Actinopteri; Beloniformes; Adrianichthyidae
Product: glutamate decarboxylase 1
Exons: 17
Coding region: 582-2333 (583 amino acids)
Biological process (GO): GABA biosynthetic process
Cellular component (GO): cytoplasm; presynaptic active zone
Molecular function (GO): pyridoxal phosphate binding; glutamate decarboxylase activity
Source: RefSeq, a predicted model, not a curated record